This is a messenger RNA of Lingula anatina, 660 nucleotides long. Its product is annotated as mismatch repair endonuclease PMS2. Gene Ontology annotation, molecular function: ATP hydrolysis activity; ATP binding; ATP-dependent DNA damage sensor activity. Gene Ontology annotation, biological process: mismatch repair. Gene Ontology annotation, cellular component: MutLalpha complex. The record is from RefSeq and is a predicted model, not a curated record. Lineage: Eukaryota; Metazoa; Brachiopoda; Lingulata; Lingulida; Lingulidae.
AUGUGCAAAUUAACCAUAACUACAUGCCAUGUUGAUGGCAAAGUGGGGACAAAAUUAGAGUAUGAUCACAAUGGAAAGCUGAUUAACCAAACACCAUGUGCCCGGCAGCAAGGCACCACAGUUUGUCUUUCCCAGUUGUUCUCCACUCUGCCAGUCAGACACAAGGAGUUCCAGAGGAAUCUGAAAAAGGAGUUCAGCAAGAUGGUGCAGGUGUUAAAUAGUUAUUGCAUUGUGGCAACUGGUGUCCGGAUCUCUUGUACCAAUGUCACUGAAAAAGGGAAGAAAAGUACAGUCAUCAGCACAAAUGGAAACCCAGGAAUGAGAGAAAAUAUCACAAAUGUGUUUGGGGCCAAGCAGUUGAACACUUUGAUGGACUUCACCCAGUGCCAGCCUGAAGAUGACACUGCAGAGGAAUAUGGUUUGAAAAGUACAAAUAAGAAUGGUUUGUUGAAAAUUACAGGGUUCAUCUCUAAAUGUGAUCAUGGUCUUGGCAGGAGUAGCACCGACAGACAGUUCUUUUUCAUCAAUAAAAGACCUUGUGAUCUCACUAAAUUAUCUAAAGUGAUCAAUGAAGUCUACCACAUGUACAACAGACACCAGUACCCCUUUGUGGCCUUGAAUGUGUCUCUUGAAAAGGUGUGGGACCUAGAACUCCCAUGA